CGUCACUUGUGAACCCCGGAAGUUUUAACGUAACGUAACGUAAUGUGUAGGCUAGUGCACGUUCAAGCUAACAGCCGAUUCGAUGGUUAGUUCUUAGUUUCUCCUGCCGAAGAGAUUAUAUUCUACUGAUAUAAAAAAAUGUCCAUGUCCCACCUUUAUGGACGGAGAGGGAUGGAGGAGGAAGAGGAAGGCGUCGAAAUAGAGAGCUUUGAAGUGACAGACUGGGACCUGGCAAAUGAGUUCAACCCAGACCGUCGGCACUACAGGCAGUCCAAGGAGCAGGCAACUUAUGGCAUCUGGGCCGACAGAGAUUCAGAUGAGGAUGAAAGGCCAAGUUUUGGAGGCAAAAAAUCGAAAGACUACUCUGCUCCAGUCAGUUUUGUAAGUGCUGGUCUGCGUAAGACUGCAGAAGAGGAAAAACAGCAACAAAAAGGAGACCUAGAUGAUGAUGCAGAUGAUGAUGAUGCUCCUCCGGCCCGUUCUCCUCAACGCAAUGCACCCAAAAGGCUUCAAAUGGGUGAUUUCAACAGGAAGCAAUCUCAGAGGUUUGCAGGUGGAAUCCAGCCUGGAAAAGGCAUUGGUAGCUGGGAGAAGCACACAAAGGGAAUUGGACAGAAGCUUCUACAAAAAAUGGGAUAUCAGCCUGGCAGAGGCUUAGGCAAAAAUGCACAAGGUAUUGUAACACCAAUUGAGGCAAAGGUUCGCAAAGGGAAGGGAGCAGUUGGUGCUUAUGGCAGUGAACGAACCAAGCAGAGCCUUCAGGAUUUCCCAGUAAUAGACUCAGAUGAGGAGGAAGAAAAGGAAUAUCAGAAAGAGCUCGGCCAGUGGCGUAAGGAUCCUGCAGGGACACAAGGGAAGAAGAAACCCAAGUACUCCUACAAAACUGUAGCUGAACUGAAGGCUAAAGGCAAACUAGUAGGACGCAGCACACAAGCAGCAACUGCUGGAGAGCUGGCACAAGUCAAGGUGAUUGAUAUGACUGGAAGAGAGCAAAAGGUUUACUACAGUUACAGUCAAAUGUCCAAUAAGCACAGUGUUCCAGAAGAAGUUCCUCCGAGUGCUUCCAGUAGAGAGCAGAAAGGACCUGGCUUUGCUUUGCCAGAACUUGAACAUAACCUGCAGCUGCUAAUAGACCUUACAGAACAUGACAUACUACAGUCUGCCAGGCGUUUGGAGCAUGAAAAAGACAUAGUUGUGUCUCUAAGCCACGAGUCAGAAGCACUGCAGAAAAGACUGGAUGCCGAACAAGAAGCCAUCCAAAGAAUGGAGGCUGUACUGGCAUUGGUAGAUCGCUUUCCUUCAGAUGACGUAGCACCUGGGGAAGGACCCACUCUGCAGGAGUGUGCCCAGAUCUUCGAGACCUUGCAAACAGACUUUUAUGAAGAAUACAAAAUGAUGGGAUUGGCAGACUUAGCAGUAGCAGUUGUUCAUCCAUUGCUGAAACAGAAACUUUGUUCCUGGGACCCACUGAAGGACAACUCUUAUUUUCUGGAAGAUGUUGGUCAGUGGAGAGCAAUUCUUGAGUCUAGAGACCUGCACUCUAGUGCUCCAGACUCAAAUAUGGACCCUUACCACAGGCUUUUGUGGGAAGUGUGGAUCCCAGUGAUACGGCCUUGUGUGUUAGGCUGGCAGCCUCGUAUAGUUGGCCCGAUGGUAGACUGCUUAGAAAUGUGGGCUCCUCUGCUCCCUGUGUGGAUCAGGGAUCACCUGUUGGAGCAGCUGAUCUUACCACGACUACAGCGAGAGGUGGAAACCUGGAACCCUUUGACAGACACAGUUCCCAUCCACUCCUGGAUCCACCCUUGGCUUCCUCUACUACAGUCCCGCUUGGAGCCUUUGUACCCGCCCAUUAGAAGUAAACUGUCGAAUGCUCUGCAGCGUUGGCAUCCAAGUGAUUCUUCAGCACGACUUAUCCUGCAACCUUGGAAAGAUGUUUUUACACCUGGCGCAUGGGAAGCUUUUAUGGUGAAAAACAUCAUUCCAAAGCUAGCUUUGUGUUUAGAGGAAUUGGUUAUCAAUCCUCACCAGCAGCAGAUGGAGCCAUUUCACUGGGUCAUGGACUGGGAGGGAAUGCUGUCCCCUUCAAGCCUGGUUUCUCUGCUGGACAAAAAUUUUUUCCCAAAAUGGUUGCAGGUGUUGUGCUCAUGGUUAAGCAACAAUCCUAACUAUGAAGAAAUCACUAAAUGGUACCUGGGAUGGAAGAGCAUGUUCAGCGAUGCUUUGUUGGCACAACCUGUCAUAAAAGAGGAGUUCAAUGAAGCUUUGGACAUCAUGAACCGUGCUGUUUCUACAGCCAUGGGUGGAUAUAUGCAACCAGGUGCAAGGGAGAAUAUUGCAUACCUCACGCAAACAGAGAGAAGGAAGGACUUCCAGUAUGAAGCGAUGCACGAACGCCGAGAGGCAGAGAGUGUGGCUCAGAGAGGAGUCAGUAGUUCUGGACCAACAAACUUUAAAGAUCUUAUCCAGACCAAAGCAGAGGAAAAUAACAUUGUCUUUAUGCCAUUAGUGGCCAAACGCCACGAAGGCAAACAGCUGUACACAUUUGGACGCAUUGUCAUUUACAUAGACAGAGGUGUUGUGUUUGUGCAAGGAGAGAAAACUUGGGUGCCCACAUCUUUGCAGAGUCUGAUAGAUAUGGCCAAAUAGGGCUAAGCUGUUGAAUGUGAAAGAUAGACAGACAUGAUCUGCUUGUGAUAUUGAUUAAUACCUGUGUAAACAAGCAUCAUGUUUUCCAGUAACAUCAACUCCGUAGAAUAAAGAACUGUUACUUUUUUUCUUCUGAUCAUGUGUGUUCAAUUUUUUUACAGAGGGAGAAUAGGAAAAAAACAGAAGAGUGUGCUUCUGUGAAAGUAAAAUGCAGGUUAUUAGACCUAAGUUUGUGUGCACAUUGCCAAAAAGGUGGUCCUUUGUUACCUUACGUGAUUUGAUUUUCUGUACUUGCUCAGACUAAAAGGGGUGACUGACUGAUUUUAAGUCUCUGUCAGCAACAAAAAAAAAAAAAAAAAACUUUAAUUGAAACACAUGUGAUAUACUGUGUUUAUGUUGUAGAGCACUGUACAUUCUAUGUCUGUUUGAAAUUGUAUGCAGCCCUUAGGUUGAUACACAUUUAAAGACAUUGCUUAAUCAUUGUCUUUUCAAAUUGUAUUUGCUAUUUUUUUGAAUGUCAGAAAGUAAUCAAAUUAUAUGUUUGUAACACAUUUUAUAUUGUUUCAUUUCAUUGGUAAUUUAUAGUAUUAAGAAGCACAUCGUUACAUGAAAACUACUUUAACAAUUAUUCCA
This is a messenger RNA of Cynoglossus semilaevis (tongue sole), 3279 nucleotides long. RefSeq names its product tuftelin interacting protein 11 (gene tfip11). Lineage: Eukaryota; Metazoa; Chordata; Actinopteri; Pleuronectiformes; Cynoglossidae. Gene Ontology annotation, biological process: spliceosomal complex disassembly. Gene Ontology annotation, molecular function: nucleic acid binding. The record is from RefSeq and is a predicted model, not a curated record. Bases 139 to 2646 code for a protein of 835 amino acids. Gene Ontology annotation, cellular component: U2-type post-mRNA release spliceosomal complex. The transcript is spliced from 15 exons.